CACCUACCUACUGUUAGAAUAGUGUCAUUUUACUUCUGAUCAAACACAUUUUAUUUUCUCGUAGACGUCCUUAACUCUUCCCAAUAAUCACUCCUUUUCCUGAUUCCCAUUAGGAAGUCUUUUCAUUCAUGACCUGCUGGUUGAAAGUCGAUCCUCCUAUCAGCCCCGUGCUAAGGCUUGAUUGACAUUUCACAUUUCACAUUUCAUUUAUUUGUCUUGCCUCUAACCCCGGAAACCUUCAAAAACUUCUUGACCUCUCGAUACCUACUUUUGGACUUCAUAACAAUUAUUCGUCGCUAUCUUGCCUUGCCCUAUUCACUCCUUUUCAUCACGACUUUCACUUCAGGGCUUAGAUGUGGCAGAGCAAUCUUGCUGUAUUUCAUUUGGAUGUUAAUCAUAAUCUGUGCUCGUGCCUGUCACAAAUCAUCUCAUAAAGUGGUAGUUAAAUAAACCACUGCCAGAACCAGAUUUAUUAUUCUUUCGAGGUUUGCGACCUCACGAUACGAUAGAGUCAUGACGCGCCCGGAAAUAAUUCGCGCUGGUUGGUUUUGAUUACCUCACUGCCGCUCUUCAAUGGUUACUGAUUCUAUAGAUUCAAUUGACCUCCAGGACCCAAAUGCUCCAUCGGCGCAAGACCAUUCCAAGAAGCAGGCAAAUGCAACACCUUUAGGUGCUGGGCCGCCCGCUCCACACCAGGCCGAAGCACUGCGAGAAGCCGCCGCAGAUGUCGCAGAUGAACAGCAUCGAAGUCCGCGAGUGUCAAGGGAAUGGACGAAUGGCGAAGGGCAAAUGAUGCAAGAUUUUACGAGUGACGACUUGACCGCCGAGGUUACCUCUGCCUUGAACGGAAACAAUCAGCGAGAUGAUUUGGCAAUUGCUCAGAAUGGUGGUUCGACAGGUGCUUGGGGCGAAGAUGGGGACAUGGCAGAUGCCGAGGGGGACGAUAGCAUGGAUGAUGAUAUGAUGGACAAGAUUUCAAGCUCUCCAUCCAUCGACGAUGGUGGGUAUUUCCUUCCAAAAACUUGGCCUUCUAGGUCCGACUCCCUCUCCCGGGAAAGCUCCUCGUCGUUUUCACAAGCGUGCGGCGAAAGUUCAUCCCCUUUCGUGGAGCCACCCACUUUCUUUCCGUUACAACCCAUGAGCGACCAGCUAGAAAUGGACCUGAGCCAGGUGGCUCACGAAAUUCAAUAUCAUCAUCAUCAUCUAGGUGAGUAUCUCGACCGAGCGAAUAGUACUACGUCCAAUUACGAUACCGACGCGCCUAUACCAGUAACCCCGGAAAAGUAUGGACCUUACAUGGAAAAGCAAGACCAGGGCUACAAUGAAGAGUAUUUCCAAGACCAGCUCACAGCAAUGCAUGAUUCGGACCAGGAUACGGCCCCAAAUUCCUCUUUCGAUCCUUACGACUACGAGGCCAUGACCAUACCUUACGAAAGCUCCGAGGACGAAGAAGACCAAUAUGAUGAGGACGACGAUGAUGAUGACGAUGAUAUUCCAUAUGCUGCUGACUCUAGAUUUGUUGAUUCCGGAUGGGGUGGAGAGUGCUUACAAGAAUCAGAAGAUAUCGAUUUCGAAUUCGUUUACGCGCUCCAUACCUUCGUCGCUACGGUAGAAGGUCAAGCGAAUGCCACGAAAGGAGAUACCAUGGUUUUACUAGACGAUAGCAACAGCUACUGGUGGCUAGUAAGAGUAGUCAAGGACAGCAGUAUAGGCAAGUCACACGGCAAAUCAUCUCAUCUAAUUGCUAACAUUAGUUUCAACGGGUAGGUUACUUACCAGCAGAACAUAUCGAAACGCCAACAGAGAGACUAGCAAGGCUUAACAAACAUAGGAAUAUUGAUGUACGUGAUAUUUCCUGGCCUUGCGACACCUUACUAACAUGCACAGCUUUCAUCGACCAGGUUGCAUGACCAAGCAGAGAAGUCAAAAAACCCCCUGAAGAAAGCAAUUCGACGAAGGAAUGCUAAGACUGUAACCUUUACGGCGCCGACAUACGUCGAGGCCUCUGAUGUCGAUUACUCUACUGACGAAGAGGAUGGUGAUGGGGACUUCUACGGGCAACAAGAGCAACAGCGUGAGCAGCAAGAGCAGACCGUUGAGGAUGAUGAAAUCGUUGCAAUCGAGCCGCUCAAACCACGUUCUGAGUUACGCGAAGUGAAAUCGGAAAGUCCAGAACGUGAUGAUUCUGCCGGUAAAUCAAGCUUAGACGCAGCUAGAAAUAGCGACGAGAUGUCUGAAGGAAAGCUAGAAGGUAGCAAAUCCAGGAAUGGUACUCUACGCAACACGGAUUCAUUCUUCAAAGACGACACAGUGGAAACUCGAAAAAUUACACUUACGCCAAAUCUGCUUCGUGAUGAUUCUAGCACUUCAACUCGGACAUCUAAUGACUCGGAGAAACAGAAGCAGAGGCCGAGCCUCGAUAGACUUGAGAAGGAUCUUGUUUCAGACAAAACCAAGGACAAGAAGGAAAAGAAAGACAAGAAAGAAAAGGAGAAGAAGCCAGGAAUGCUUAGCGGGCUAUUCAAGCGAAAGGACAAGAAGUCGAAGCAGCAGGAGGAUGAUCUCGAAGACUCAAUAACAUCAAGCAAGCAAUCAAGCGAGAAUCCUAGGUCAUCUCCUUCUCCUAGCAAGGACUCGGAUCUGGCAUCUCUCGAGGAAUCAAGUCCCGAAACUCAGAAGCAGCCCAGCAAGUUACAGAAACAACCGCGGCCGGAAACCUCGCCCAAUCGCAACCAGAACAUGAGGGCGCCAAGGUCUAUGGAACCACAACUUACCACAAUUUCUGAACGCGCAUUUGCAGCUGAUUCGACUCCAGGGCCUUCGUUACGUUUAGUACAGCCCGAGCCACAAACAGUCACUCCAGGCCAACAGGAAUCUUCUAGCUCACCCACGAGUUCGAGUCCCAGGUCACCUGGGCCGAUAUCUAAAAUUUUACAUUCCGCAAUUUCUACCAAUUCGGAGCCAAAGCCUGUCAAAGCGAAGAAGGCAAAGGCUCGAGUCGAGUUGGAUGAUUUUGAUUCAUCUUCGGAAGAAUCCGAUGUUGAAGAAUCUAUUCGUUUCUCAGGUGAACAGGCUCAACGACCUAUUCCAGGUAGCUUUCCUGACAGUUACAUGGCAGCCCCUGCGGUUGAAAGUCAUGACGCUGUGGACGAGAGAUUAUUGGAAUCGCCAGUACAAAUCUCUCCGAUCACACCGACAACUUCUCAUCCGCCAGCACUCAUGGUCGAUACGUCUAGUCAAGAAGAACCACCAUCACCAAUGUCAUCACCUUCACCUGAGCUUAUUGAUGCUGAUGAUGUUAAGAAGGGGACGGGAAGCUCUACAACUUCAACAUCCACACCUACAUGGAGCGACUCGCAUCUCAGGACAUUCUUCGAUGAUGAUACAGACAUAAGAGAUCUGCUGGUUGUUGUUUACGAUAAAUCAGGAGUCGUGCCGGCAGGAUCAGAUCAUCCUAUUGUGGGCAGUCUUUUCAAGGAAGAAAAUGCCAAAUUGGCAGAUAUAACCAACGUGAGUUUUGAUGAGAUGGAAAGAAAUAUUAUUGUACUGACUAUAUUACAGCGUUUGGAUGGAAUGCUAGGUGAUUGGUUGGCCCGCAAAAUGAGGACACAACCUUCAAGAUGAACACCAAAUACAAAUGUAAAUCUUACAUGAAUCAAUGAAUUUAUGAUGAAGCUGGAGUGGUUUGGGCACAAAUUCUGGCGCUACUGGGGAAAAGGAGGGUUUGGCAUGGGGAUGGGGAUGGGAUACCUUAUACCACAACAUUGGAUCUUUGAAAGAUUUGUUCAUUCGGCAGCAUUGGCAAUGGCGCCCUGUACAUAGUUUUGCUUGCAUCGUCGGCUGGUUAUUUUCGAUUGGUUUUUUUCUUCCCUUUCAUACUGCUCCUGAUGGAUUUAUAUAUCAAAAGAUUCUGUUGUACGCGGGUAUCCGAAGGGCCACAUACUAGGUAGCAUU
This is a messenger RNA of Sclerotinia trifoliorum, 3954 nucleotides long. The record is from the annotation of a GenBank genome assembly. Lineage: Eukaryota; Fungi; Ascomycota; Leotiomycetes; Helotiales; Sclerotiniaceae.